Molecule: messenger RNA, 2392 nt
Organism: Spodoptera frugiperda (fall armyworm)
Lineage: Eukaryota; Metazoa; Arthropoda; Insecta; Lepidoptera; Noctuidae
Exons: 7
Coding region: 1877-2272 (131 amino acids)
Source: RefSeq, a predicted model, not a curated record
AUUUAAUCAAAUCAUAUCGAUUGAACCGACUAUUUAUUUAAAGAUAUUUACUUUGGAGUGAAUAAAUUAACACCUUUUUAUAAUACCUCACAUAGGUAUAAUAUUGCAAUCAAAAGUUCCUAAGUUUUUACAUGAAUCGGCUGCAAUAAAUCAACCAAACAUAAUACAGAUAAGUUGCUAACAGGUUGAAAUACAUUAUCUUUCCGUGACUAAACAAGAAUAUAUUCAAGUGUAGUGUCCAUCACUUAGCAAGUCGUGAUGUUAUUGAAGAAGGUCCGUAUAUAAGGCUUCCUUGGAACACCAUGUACUCAUUUAUAUUUAAACACGAUGAGAUAUAAUCGUUUAGUACUAAAGUUUUUGAUACUGUUUACUUUUGUUUGUGUGCAAAGUAAUUUGAGCGAAGAUGGGAGAGUUGUGUUGGUAUCGCCCGUUCUAGCUCCUUAUAGAAACGCGAGAGCAGAAACAAAUGAGACCGCUAAAGACUUUCCCGUGCUUAUGUUGCUGGCUGGCGAUGGCGACCAAAGUGUACGAGAAGAAAAAAAUACGGAUAUUGUUCAACAGCCUGUGUAUGUGAAAAAAAUAGAAGAUCAAAAACAUCUCCUGAGACGCCGUAGAAAAAUAAGCAAGAUCUACUUCGUGCAGAGAUAUUAAUAGCCAACAAAAAACUAUAGAUGAGCAAUUGUUGCCGGAACACAUCUUAUAUUUCGAGAAAAUUACUCAUAAAUAAAGUACAAGGAAAUAAAAGAUAUAAUACAAGUUAUGAAGAAGCGUUUAUUAUUGAAAUCAAUCUUGGUAUUUUUAAACAAAACCAGUUUAUCUAGCACCACAAUUGAUUUAAACAUUGUGUGGUUGCUAACAUUGAGAACUACAAAAAAAUUAUCAAGUGCGUAGCCACGUUUUUGCUAUUUUAUAACUUACCUAUUCAAUUUUUAUUAUAUUUAUUGUUAUUUUAUUGACUAUAGCAGCACAUCAUUGAAAAGGAUUCGUGUCUGUCUGUUACUAAUAAAAAAAUCUGUAAAACUACAAAAAACUAGAAUGAUGAAUUAUUCCCUUUUAUGUCAAAGUCAAAUCAUCUAAUUAAACCAUGAAUAGGUACUUUUGAAAUGUUAACAAAUAAAUAAAUAAUAGCCUGUCAGACUGUCCAUCAGUGAAGCUAAGUGCUCGUUUCAAAGUGUACCUUCAAAUGAAGAAGAACGAGCAAGAAACUCCAUUCAUUACUCUUUAAAAAAAUACAUUUUUACAAUUUAUAUUCAUUUUUCCAAUUAAUAAUUGUACAUAUAUGACAGACGAAAACUUCAAAAUGCUUUGGAAAAUUACGAUACAGCAUCCUGUACCCUUAGUACGAGUUUGCUUUACGUUGAACGAAAAUGAAACGAGAAAGGCUUCUCGUGUCGAUCUCAUUAAACAUAAAGCACUCUCAUAUUAAAACCCCAGUAUGUUUAAUCCUAGACGAAACUCACUAAAACAGCAAAAAUCAUGCAAAUUAAUUUAAAACAGUAUUUUUUCCUAAUUCUGAUAUUUUUACAAAUGUGACAAGUCGACCUUUGGGACAUGUUUACUAAAAAAGUAUGUUAGACUACCUAUAGAGAUAUUAUUAAACUAACACAGUGAUUUAUUAUACAGUUGUUAUUUAAAACUGUGUUUUAUUUCCAUUCAUAAAGAUCCAGAAAAUUCCAUUACUUUGUAUGAUUAUGCUUGUUUAAAUGUGACGUAAUACCCAUAUUAAUCGUUUUAAUUGUUAAAGUACGUGGUUAGGAAAACCAAGUUAUUAAAAUCUGCGAUACCAUCAGUUGUUGACAUUAUAAAAACAGGUGACAGUUGCAUUUCGCGCCAUAUUGCAAAAAAUACAGAUAACACAAGACAUUUUUUUUUCAAAAUGGCGUCUCAAUUUCACAUUUAUUUUACUUUAUCACUAGUAUUUUUAAGUGUAAAUUGUUUAAUAAAUAAUGGGCAACGAAGUUCUGAUGUCAUACAUGGACAGAAUGCAGCCAGACAUUCUUCUGCAAGCCGGUUUAGACGGCAGAGCCCACUACUAGGUUACAAAAACUACGGACAGGCAGUGCAACCAAGUGUGGUGGUGGUGCCUGGAGUUCCUAACACCGUGUAUAGAGGAUCAUCUUAUGGAACACAAAGCGUGCCCUAUGGAACACAAGCGGCUGGUUACGGCGUGAACAGAGCCCCUACCGUAGUGGUCAGCGUUCCAGAUAGCAGUAGCUGUAAGAAAAGCACAAAGAAGAAAAAAAAGAUUCUCUCAGAUUUAUCCGAAAAGUAGUAGGAUGACAACUACAUGACUCCAGUACUAAGCAACCCAUACGUCCCAAGAAUAUAAUAGACCAAAAUGUCACAAGACACAAAACUUGUUAUUGAAAAUAAAACUUUAUUAAUAUAACAA